AUGAAAAGAGUGGUGGUGGAUUUAAGAGCCAAGGAGUCGUACGCGGCGGGCCACGUUGAGGGGGCGUUUAGUUUCCCCUGGGAGGAUAUUCGGGUCGACUCGUGUGGAUUGCCGCCGCGCGACGUGGAACUCACAGCGAUCUGCGACGAUGCCAUUGAUUUGGAUCGAGUCGGGGAGUACUUGAAUCGGUUUCGCUUCGCGUCCUUGGAGGUGCGGCGGCUACGCGUCACCGAAACGCUUGUGCGGGAGGUGCCGCAGGGAAUGUGCUGGUCGCCAAACCCAUUUCUUUCCGAGGCGCUGCCGGGGAUCGAGGCGGCCAACGGCGGUCCCUCCUUCGCGCUGGACGUGGGCUCCGGAACGGGGAGGGACAUGGUUUACCUGGCGACCCGGGGGUGGAGCGUCGCCGGCAUUGAGAACAGAGCCCGGCUGAUUGAGCAGGGCGUCGCUCUGAGUAAAAAACACGGCGUGGGCGGGCGCGUGCUAUAUUUACACUGUGAUUUAAAGAAAAAGUUUCCUAUCAGAUCUGAAGGCCCAGAUCUCUUACACGUGUGCCGCUUUUUGCACCGGCCGUCCUUGAUGAUGCUGCUUCGGCUUCCCCGCCGCGGCGGUUUCCUCGUAUACAGCCACUUCUUGGACGGCUGUCAGGCAACCGACGCGGGGCACCCGUCAACGAUCAACGGUUUUUUUCUUCGAGGAGAGCUGCGCCAGGCGCUUUUGGGUGCUGGGUACUCCGUCCUCCUCGAACGGGAGACGGAGCUGCCUGACAAGCGGCCCUUUGUGCAUGUUCUCGCUCGGCGCGCGGUGUAG
Messenger RNA from Trypanosoma conorhini, 807 nucleotides. Its product is annotated as type 11 methyltransferase. Bases 1 to 807 code for a protein of 268 amino acids. NCBI's taxonomy places the organism in Eukaryota, Euglenozoa, Kinetoplastea, Trypanosomatida, Trypanosomatidae. The transcript has a single exon. The record is from RefSeq and is a predicted model, not a curated record.